AUGGCGACAAACAACCGCAGCACCUGUGCUUCUUCUCAGGUAUUCUUGACAGAAGACAUAAUGAAGAUCAUCCUCCUCAGGCUGCCAACCGGUUCUAGCAUCGCCAGAUUCCGAUGCGUCUGCAGAUCGUGGCGGAUUCUCCUGUCCGAUCCCCAAUUCAUCCUCAAGAUCCUCUUCUUCUCCCCAAACAAUUCUCAAUAUAACGACCUGAACAACUCCUCCCUUCAGCAGAUUCUGAUAACAAGUGGAGUAGAUCGCGCCGCCGGCGCACCCGGCUACCGUUACUCCUUGCUCUCCUACGACACCCUCUCCUCUGCCUCCGCCGCGGCAGGGGAUUUGCCCUGUUUGGAGCCCAACACCUCUCUAACCGGGUGGCGCCCCCGAUGUCAUUCUCUGGAAUCCGGCGACCUGACCAAAUUGCUCCCUGUCUCCGCCUACCCUCCUCGGCGCAGCCUCUUUGAUCAUCAACAGAUCACCGGUUUCGGGUUCGAUCCCGAAACCAAUGACUACAAAAUCGCCAGGAUACUCUUCUUCGCCGGAGAAUGGGAUGAUUUCGAUGAUUACGAUCUUACUCCGGACGAGAGGCGAAGUACCGUGACUAUUGCUGAGGUGUAUAGCUUGAAAAAUCACUCAUGGAAGAGACUAACCGUCCCGGAUGGUCUAGUGGCGACACUCACAGAUAGGGCCAACAGUAUCGAUCCUCAUGAUCAGUGGGGCAAUGGCGAUGAUUCUCAUCGGAAACAGAGCAAGCGCCACUGUUACUGGUUCUAUGCAUGCUUUGCACAUUGCUUUACACUUUCGUUCGACAUGGUCGAAGAAGUAUUUGAGUACACCGACAUAACUCUGCCCCCGGUCCUCCGCAACGACACGUUCAUGGCUUCGAGAGGGAGUUUCAUGCUCAAGGAUUCGGUAAUUCUCGCGGUGUUUCGCGAUGGUGACGAUAACUACUCGAUGUGGUGCAUGUUGAAACACGGCGUUGUUGAUUCCUGGAUCCAGUUAUACGCCUUCAGACCGCCCGUUUUUAGCAUGGAAUUAGAGACAUGGAAGGAGGAUAGAUACAUCUGCUCGCGAGAGAGCCGUGGAUGUCAUCCGGCUUCGGACCCUAAAGAAGCAAAAGAAACCGAUGGGGUGUGGGGUUUUUCCCCUUCGACGGGAAAAUAUGGUGAUAGGAUCGAAAUUCAAGGUCGAAAGAGUCCGUUUCAAGUUUACAGAUUUACUCAGACCCAGAUUUCCCUUUCAGGUAAGUAGCUAGUGUGAUGCU
Linum tenue is the source of this 1261-nucleotide messenger RNA. The record is from the annotation of a GenBank genome assembly. Lineage: Eukaryota; Viridiplantae; Streptophyta; Magnoliopsida; Malpighiales; Linaceae.